Messenger RNA from Beauveria bassiana ARSEF 2860, 1800 nucleotides. RefSeq names its product hsp70-like protein. The transcript has 8 exons. The coding region runs from base 1 to 1800 and encodes 599 amino acids. Gene Ontology annotation, molecular function: ATP binding; ATP-dependent protein folding chaperone. Lineage: Eukaryota; Fungi; Ascomycota; Sordariomycetes; Hypocreales; Cordycipitaceae. The record is from RefSeq and is a predicted model, not a curated record.
AUGGCUUCCACUGCUUGCCCUGUCAAGCUGAUUGUCGGCCUCGACUACGGCACGACGUAUUCUGGACUCGGUUUCGCCCUCUCCACGGCUGCUGAUUUCAAGGAUAUUAUCACUUGGACAAAGUACCCCGGCGCCUUUUCCCACAGCGCCGAGCACAGCGUCAAAGCCCCGACACGAAUUGCUUUCGCUGAAGAGAAUCCCGAUCUUAAUUGUAAUGUUUGGGGAUAUCAGGUUGAGCCUGGUAUGAGAUCCUGCUCCCUCACCAAGCUUCUCUUGGACAAGUCCGCUCUCUUGUCAGACUUUGACGACUGCAGCGUGUAUGAUGCCAGUACUAAUGACCUGAUGCGCCUUCCCGAGGGCAAGUCAGCCAAAGAAGUCGCGACGGAGUAUCUUCGUCAAAUGUAUAACAUGUUUGAAAAGUCAAAAAAAGAGCUCUUUGGUUCGAUGAACCUCGAUGAGCUACCCGUCGAGUUUUGGCUCACGGUUCCGGCGUCUUGGAGUGAGAAGGCAAAACUUCUCACCAAGGCCGCUGCUAUGGAGGCUGGUUUUGGAAAUCGGGUCAUCGACCGAGUCAUGCUGAUUUCAGAGCCCGAGGCGGCAGCCCAAUACACGCUCAAGUCCAGUUUUCAUCAUCUGGAAACUUUUGUUCAGAAAAAUACCGGUGUGAUGGUCUGUGACUGUGGUGGCGGAACAGUGGACAUCACUACCUAUGAAAUUGAACAAGUACAACCGCUUCUAAAGCUUCGAGAGAUUGCCGUCGGUAUUGCGGGAAAAUGCGGCGCAACAUAUGUGGACAGAAACUUUUUCAAGCUAAUGGCUGAUCGAUUCGGAGAGGCCUUUACCGACCUCGAUCCUGAACAGAUUGGCCCUGGAAGUACUUUCAUGAACCAAUUCGAGCAGCGCAAGAAAGAUUUCAGCUAUGGCAACAUCAGCCGAAGAGCACACCGAAUCCCACUCUUCAUGCCUGCCUUGAAGUACACUUCCAGAACAGAAACCUUUUACGAGAAGCGCUCCUCGUCCAUUCUCUUGACUCAUGGGGAUCUGAUGGAUAUUUUCAGACCGGUUGUCAAAAGAAUUCUUCUCUUGAUUGAGGAUCAAGUCUAUCGAACGAAAGAAAAGGGGGAGACGCCUAUCGGUACCAUUGUACUCGUCGGUGGAUUCGCCUCUUCACCGUACCUGAGGGAGUCCAUUCAAGACUGGUGCGAUGAGAAUGAGAUGCGCCUGACCACACCAAUGUCUGGAGCUUGGUCUGCAAUUGUUUGCGGGGCUGUCCUCAGAGGCUUGGAAGGAUCCAUUGUUCGGGAGAAGAAGUGUCGUAGACACUACGGGACCGAGUUGGGCCAAAGAUAUAUUCCUGCCCAGCAUGAGAACUAUGACCGUAGCAAGCGGCGUGUCUACAUUCAUGCAUUUUACAACCACGAAUACUUGGACGGAUUCCUUCAUUGGCAAAUUAGCAAGGGGGAAAAAAUCGACAAGGACACGGAGAUCAACGUUAAUAUCUAUGCGAGUGUCAAAAGAACUCAGACUCACUCUAGAGAGGUGAAGUUAUACUCAUGCAACUUGGACACCGCUCCCGAGUCGAUCGAGUCUCCCCGCGUGGAGUUGGUUGGCAAACUCAUCUACAAUCUGACUGAAGAACAUAUCUCCAGAGGGAAGAAAAAGAUUCACGGAAGUGUCACUUGUUACCGAAUCCCGCUUGUGGUCAAUGUCAGGCUCAACGAUGAGGCAGGCCAUCUGGUCUAUCGAGUGCUGCAAGAUGGCGAGGAAAUUGGAAAGGCGAACAUUUUGUUGGAUGAUUAA